AUGUCUGAGGGCCUUUACCUUGCGCACCUGAAGGAGCGGCUGGAGAAGAUAAAGAAGGUGGUGAAAACAUGGAAAGAAGUGGAUGAACGUGUCAAGCAGUUGUGCCUUCCAACGGAGGCUGGUGCAGCUGCCUCUCCUGGCGCAGGCUGCAGCAAAGCGGUGCCCACUGAAGGGCUGGUUGGGUAUUUGGCUGGCUCUUUUGCAGAGGGCCAAUGGAAGGACGAGUACCUCGGGGUGAACGCCACUGUAACGAGUGGAGAACUGGCAAGCACAGAGGGGACUGACAAUGGGGGUGUGAGGUUCAAAGGGCGUGGCUCAUGGGCGGAGUGGCCGGUGAGCAAACAGGGGGAGAAUCAGCCGUACUACUUUGCGAACAACGGGUUCACUCUUAUGGCGACGGUGACCAUUCACGCGGGGCUGGAGGAACUCAGUGGCCCUAUUCCUUUGAUGGGUGUGAGGAUAGCUGACACGGCCCGCACUGUGCUUUUGGGUCUGUCAUGCACGAAGGACAAACAGUGGAGUGUGCUUUGCAGGGGCGAAGAGAGAGAAGCGAUCGCACCAGCACGUGGGAGACAAAUAAAAAAUACCACGUGA
Molecule: messenger RNA, 594 nt
Organism: Trypanosoma rangeli
Lineage: Eukaryota; Euglenozoa; Kinetoplastea; Trypanosomatida; Trypanosomatidae
Product: trans-sialidase
Exons: 1
Coding region: 1-594 (197 amino acids)
Source: RefSeq, a predicted model, not a curated record